Molecule: messenger RNA, 999 nt
Organism: Aspergillus welwitschiae
Lineage: Eukaryota; Fungi; Ascomycota; Eurotiomycetes; Eurotiales; Aspergillaceae
Product: NAD(P)-dependent alcohol dehydrogenase
Exons: 3
Coding region: 1-999 (332 amino acids)
Biological process (GO): alcohol metabolic process
Molecular function (GO): zinc ion binding; alcohol dehydrogenase (NADP+) activity
Source: RefSeq, a predicted model, not a curated record
AUGAGCGUUACGUACGACGUCUUCCGUGGCUCUGCCGAGGGUCGCAUUGUCGCUGACAAGGCUACUUCCACCCUUGGACACAACGAGGUCUUCAUUGAGACCACUCACUCUGGUCUUUGCGGCACAGAUGAGCACUACCUCAAGACCAACCAGGUGCUCGGUCACGAGGGUAUUGGAAUCGUCAAGUCUCUUGGCCCCGGUGUUACCUCCGUGAAGGUUGGAGACCGUGUUGGAUUCGGAUACACCCACAGCAUCUGCACUGCCUGUGACAACUGCGCUACUGGCUGGGACCAGUACUGCGAGAACCAGAAGCAGUACGGCUUCCACGACUUCGACAAUGGAACCUUCAGCUACGGUGCUGUCUGGGACGCCAACUGCGUCUACCCAAUCCCCGAUGGCUAUGACUCCGCGUACGCUGCUCCUCUUAUGUGUGCCGGUGCUACUGUGUGGACCGUCCUGAGCGAGUAUGGCAUUCGCUCGACUGACCGCGUCGCCGUCAUGGGCAUUGGUGGUCUUGGUCACGUUGCCAUCAAGCUGGCUGCUGCGAUGGGCUGCCACGUCGUUGUCCUUUCCAGCUCCGAGUCCAAGCGCCAGGAAGCUAUGGACUUUGGUGCUUCUGAAUUCCACGUUUUCAAGUCUGGUGGCCCCGUUCCUGAGGGCUUCAAGCCCGUCAAGCACCUCUUGCUUUGCGGCAAUGCUGGUGUUGAUUACCCUUCUCUUAUUCCCCUGAUGGCCACCCACGGCAGCAUUUACCCUCUGACCGUGGCUUUCGAGCCUGCCAAGGUGCCCAUGCUCGGCCUCGUAUGGAGGGGUGUCCGCAUCCAGGGUUCCCUGGUCGCUUCUCGCCAGAGUAUCCGCAGCCUUCUCGAGUUCGCUGCUAGGAAGAAGAUCUACCCCACUAUCAUGACUUUCCCCUUGAACAAGGAGGGUAUUGAGGAGGCGAUGCAGACCCUGCGCGAGGGCAAGAUGAGAUACCGUGGUGUGCUGGUUCGCCAGUAG